CCUGCAGAAUGGUACAGUCCGAUUCGUGACGUAUCUCAUUCGAGCCAGAUCCAAGCACUAUAAAAGGACGAAGGGACGGGUGUUCCAGCAUUGACAGCUUCAGCCUCCGAGUGUUAGCAUCUAGUGAACGGACACAGAGCUUCCUGCUUCCCACUCACCGCUGGGCACAGAGCUCCCUGAUACCCACUCACUGCCGGGCACAGAGCUCCCUGAUACCCACUCACUGCCGGGCACAGAGCUCCUUGAUACCCCCAGCACCAUGUAUCACGGAUUUUCUAGCAGCACUGACUAUGAAGCAGCUUCUUCCCGCUGCAGCAGCGCUUCUCCGGCUGGGGACAGCGUGACUUACUACCCGUCCCCCGCAGCCUCCUUCACCAGCCUCGGAUCACCGGUCACUCCACAGGUAAGGACAGGGAAUGCUGUGUUUGGGGGGUUUGUGGCAGCAGUUUGGAUUUACCUUGCAAUAAGUUGUACCCGGCCUGGGGGCAUGGUGUAUAGACAUGCAGUGUGUGUGUAUAAAUAUAGUGUGUAACUCGCCAUUGCUCCCCCUUCACCCCCAUGCAGUUUAUACAGACUGGGCACAUAGUGUGUGCCCCCUCUGCCAUGCAGUGUGUAUAAAUAUAGUGUGUAACUCGCCAUUGCUCCCCCUUCACCCCCAUGCAGUUUAUACAGACUGGGCACAUAGUGUGUGCCCCCUCUGCCAUGCAGUGUGUAUAAAUAUAGUGUGUAACUCGCCAUUGCUCCCCCUUCACCCCCAUGUAGUGUAUACAGACUGGGCACAUAGUGUGUGCCCCCUCUGCCAUGCAGUGUGUGUGUGUGUAUAAAUAUAGUGUGUAACUCCCAUCUCCCUCCCCCCCCCCAUGCAGUGUAUACAGACUGGGCACAUAGAGUGUGCCCCCUCUGCCAUGCAGUGUGUAUAAAUAUAGUGUGUGCCCCCUCUGCCAUGCAGUGUAUAAAUAUAGUGUAUACAGACUGGGCACAGUGUGUGUUUGCUGUGCCCUCUCCCCUCCUCCCUCUCUGUGUGUAAAGCUGUUCAUUGAUAAAACGCACGGUUCAUUCAGGAGACUCCAGGCAGCUCCUGCGUCACUAGUGACGUUACUGAGCUAUUUCGGUCCUACUCUCCCAGAAGUAAUGAAUGAAUCGGUUGCAGGCUGGGCAUGGUGUCUGUAUUGCAUGCUCAUUAAAUCAUCUUCUGUUAUCUCUCCUCCAGGAUUUCUGCACAGACUCCAGUAGCAGCUUCGUCCCUACAGUCACAGCCAUUUCCACAUCUGCAGACUUGCAGUGGCUGGUGCAGCCCACCUUAAUUUCAUCAAUGGCCCCAUCCCAGACCCGCAGCCAUCCUUAUGAACCAGCCCAGUCCUACAGUAGAAGUGGAGUGCUGAAAGGCUCAGGAGGGCGAGGACAAAGCUUGGGUCGGAGAGGAAAGCUGGAACAGGUAAUUAUCAAUGAUGGUCCUCUUCCAAAAAGUGUCACUUUCUCAAUUAAUCCGUGCUGCAAGCCAUAUGUGUGCAGUCUGUUUGCUCUAAACUGAAUAUUUGCCUUGUUUCUUCCUUCAGCUUUCCCCAGAAGAAGAAGAAAAAAGGAGAGUGAGGCGGGAAAGAAAUAAAAUGGCUGCAGCCAAAUGUCGUAACAGGCGCCGAGAGUUAACUGACACCCUCCAAGCUGUAAGUAUUUUAUUUAACUCCAUUAAUUCUAUUUAUUGGUGGUCAUCACUGACCUAUUUACUCUGCAAUCACGGUGUUCCUAACGUGUGGUUUUUGUUUUCUUAUUGUAGGAGACUGAUGAUUUGGAAGAUGAGAAGUCUGCUCUGCAGGCAGAGAUUGCUAGUCUCCUGAAGGAGAAAGAGAAGUUAGAGUUCAUCCUUGCAGCACACAAACCAGCCUGCAAAAUCCCACAUGAUCUGGAGGGGUCUUUCCAGGACUUCACCUCUACCCUGGAUCUUGGUCUGAUUGCUGAGACCCCCUGUGCACCCAGUUCACAGGAGUCUCCAGUGGAGUGCAUCUUCACUCUAAGUGACACUCAGUCUUCCAUCCCUGUGGCUGAGCAGGCCCCCCAGCUGCCGGUGUCUCUACAACUCAAGUCAGAGCCUUUGGAUGACUUCCUCUUUACCUCUCCUCACCCUGGAGCUACUGAUGCUGCCCGCUCUGUGCCUGAUGUUGAUCUGAACAGCUCUCUGUACACAUCUGACUGGGAGCCUCUAUAUAAUACUCUGUCAGUAGACAUGGAGCCCCUCUGCACCCCUGUAGUUACAUGCACACCAACGUGCACAACUUACACAACCUCAUUUGUCUUCACAUACCCGGAGUCUGAUCCCUUCCCCAACUGUGGAGCAGCCCACCGGAGAGGUAGCAGCAGCAACGAGCAGUCAUCAGACUCUUUAAACUCUCCUACCUUGUUGGCUUUGUAAUGCCAAAGAAUCCCAAUCAUGAGGAAUAACCAGGGCCGCAGAACACUCCAAAACUUGGUGCCUCUUACACUCUAAUGGCAAUAAGUCACAAGUUUUUUCCACCUCAUUGUGUCAAGACUGGCUUUUUACUGCAGUGUGUAAACUGUGCAUGUUCCACAAUAUAUACCAUGCCCUGGUGCUUGACUCUGCAGGAAUUUAGACUGAACAUGGUGGUAACUUGCUCAUCCAGUGCCCAGAAACGACUGCAUAUGUCUGUGGUGGCCAGUCCAGCUCUGUCAAACUACAUAGUGUGCAAAGGGGCAACUGCUUCCAACUGCCAUGAAAGCUUCAUACCUCUUCCCAACAUUUAGCUCUGGAAUGGACUUGGUUCUCAAAUCUGACCUUUUUUAUUUAUUUUCUUUAAUAUGUAGCAUGAUCUCUCCCCUGUGCUAGUGAUGGGGUUAACAUGUUUAGGUAAUCUGUGAUCUGCUGGCUUGGCGUCUAGUCUGGAGUAGUGUACCAAGCCAGUAUGCAGGGUUGUUCUGGUGCUGGCUGAUUAGGAGGUGACUGGCAGAUUUGGAGCUAUGUCCCCUGCAGCCGCAUUUACUUUCCUUGUGCGAGUCUUUCUAGAAUUUAUUAAAUUUGUUGAAGCCGGACACAUUGUGAACACACUGUUUUUAUUUAUUUCUCUUUUGAUUGUAAUUCCGUCUGUGUCCUUCCAAGUUUUCCAUGAAAACGUUUUAUUUCUUGUAGACGGCUAUGUUUAAUUUAUUAUGAAUUGAGAAUAUUUAUAUUUUUAUCUGUAUUUUAUUUUCUACCUUGCCUUUUGUGGACAGAGGGCCGUAUGUCUAAGCAGAACCUGCUUACCAAGGAC
Molecule: messenger RNA, 3260 nt
Organism: Pelobates cultripes (western spadefoot toad)
Lineage: Eukaryota; Metazoa; Chordata; Amphibia; Anura; Pelobatidae
Source: the annotation of a GenBank genome assembly